Molecule: messenger RNA, 2272 nt
Organism: Calidris pugnax (ruff)
Lineage: Eukaryota; Metazoa; Chordata; Aves; Charadriiformes; Scolopacidae
Gene: SERTM1
Product: serine-rich and transmembrane domain containing 1
Exons: 3
Coding region: 1801-2124 (107 amino acids)
Cellular component (GO): intracellular membrane-bounded organelle
Source: RefSeq, a predicted model, not a curated record
CAGAGACAAAAGAGGGCUGGAAAAGAAGCAAAAUCAUUUAUAUUUGUCUUGUUUGAAGAUACAGUCCCUGUCACAGAGAUCUGUGCCUCUUUUCCCCAAGAGAGCCGUUCUGAAAGAAACAAAGGGAAGGGAAAGGGUCUCUGCUACGAGCAGACAAAACUGAGGGGUAGAGGAUUGAGCUCUCUGUGGGCAGAUUUUCCACAGAAAAGGUAUACGGGGGCUGUUACAUCCUCCUUUCCAUCCCAGUACCACCACCUGCCUCAGCCAGUGUGCUUCUGGGAAAUUGGGUGCAUGCCCUCCCAUCCAGAGGAUGUGCUGGGUCCGUCUCUGGGGAAGCCAACAUCAGGGUUCACCUGCAGCCUCCCACCUCUCCUUCUGCACGGGGAGGGGGUCAGGAAGCUGUCCAGCUCCCUUUGGGUGGAACAUCAGUAUAAUCAGUGUUAUCAAAACAUUUGGAUUUCAACAAUGCUGACUUUUAACAGCUGCGCUAGAUAAUUUUCUUUAUUGAACUUGGACAGGCUUAAACCAUAAGUGAUUCAGUGAUUGAAGGGAUGAAAGCAACACAACAAUGCAUUAACAUUCAUCCCCAGAGAUCUGCUUCUCUAAUGCAGUUCAAACCAAAUGUGCUGAAAGGGUAGAGCUCUGAGAUGUAUAAUGAUUGCGCAAGCGUCUUUUCUUUCCCAGAGGGGAGGAUCUUUUCGAAAGUAGCCCUACUUUUGCUUUAAUCUGCAUCGUCUGGGAUUGUUUCUUCAUAUACAAUCAAUUCAAUUUGCUUUAUUAAAAACAGUUCAGGGGCCACAUUUUAAUUUUAGGCAUUGAACGAAUGCAGCACACAAAAAUCUGCCAGUUAUCCUUGUGUAUAUACAGUAUUCAGGUUGGGGAUUUCAGGUAAGUGAACUUAAACUGCAGAUUGCCUGAAAUAAAGAGAAUAAAUAAAUAAUGGUGUGUAAUCCAGAAAGGCCUGGAUUCCCGGCAGGAGUCUUUAGGGGAUAAUGUGAAAUGAAUUGGAGUGCAGAUACAGUGCGGUGCCAGGGGACAGCAGGCUGUCUUGGACCUGGAGCACUCUGCAAAAGAAGAGAAAGGUGUUAUCAAGGCAUGGCUGUAAUGCAGAGAUCAAGAGAUAAGCAUGGUUUUUAUAUUAUUCGUGCAGUGCUGUAAUUGGACAGCAGAAGGAUGUGGUUAGCAGAAAUAAAACACAAGCCAGGGUUCCAGUUCUUUUGUUUUCUUCUGAAAUUUCUGGCACCGAGAGCAGUCAAAAUUCAGCACUUCUUUCUCCCUGUUUUUUAUCAAUGUAGUUAUUACAAAACUCUUCAGCUUUAAUUUGCUUUUUUAUAGGGGCCUUUCUAGGCAUGCAGUCCCCUUAGAUUUGGGCGUGAUAACUAACCAUAUCCUGCGAGUUGGACGUUUGGCUUACAUCCUCAUAUCUUCCUGCUUGGGCAUGGUCUCAAGUCAUCCCUUGUGGGCAUGUUGGUCUUCGCCUCGCAUCUCCAUGUCACCCCGAACACACACGUGUGCAAGCAUGGGAAGUGGAUCCGAGGAAGACAGAAUAUGCAGACAUAAUGUAGCCUGUUGCCCAGAGGCUCCUUCUGCCAGGAUCCAUGGACAUCUGACAUGGUUCCAAAGGAUACAAUCUUAGAUUGUCCUGGGCUUGAGCAGUAAAGGAUAAAUUUCAUCACUGGCUGACUUCUCAUCUCUUCAUUGUGAUGAAAAAAUGGUUGCCUAAAGUAAAACAUUUGUUAUGCUGCUAAACCUGCCUUUGAAUCCAAGAUCCAUUGCGAUUUUUAAAACACAAACCCCAAAAUGUCAGAACCCGACUCUUCAUCUGGAUUUGUAGGAAACAUGGAAAAUGGGACAUUUCUGGAGCUGUAUCCCACAUCCCUUUCAACUUCAGUGGAUUCAUCACCUGGCCGUUUAUCCAACGUCUAUGUCUAUGUUUCUAUAUUCCUUAGUCUCUUAGCUUUUCUCCUUUUGCUAUUGAUCAUUGCGCUUCAGAGGCUGAAAAACAUAAUUUCUUCCAGUUCCUCCUACCCAGAAUAUAAUAGUGAUGCUGGAAGUUCUUUCACUAAUUUAGAGGUUUGUAGUAUUUCUUCCCAGCGCUCUGCUCUCUCAAAUCUUUCUUCGUGAAAUGAAAUGAAAGGAAACGCACAGGGAAUGGAAGAGCUUUGUCUUGUUUCUUGGGGAGGUAGUGCAUGCAACAUUUGCCUUAGAAGACUAUUAUGAAGAGGUGGCUUUGAAGGUUUCCUUAGUUGCUUUUUGGUUGGGUUUUUUUUUU